AUGGAUGUGGCACCUGAAGAGCUUCCUGGACUUUAUUCUUGGGUUGAUGGGAUUCCGUUGUCAAGGCCGAAGAGAAACAUCGCUCGGGAUUUCAGCGACGGAGUAUUAGCGGCAGAAGUUGUAGCACAUUAUUGCCCACGGCUUGUGGAUAUUCACAACUACAGUGCUGCCAACAGUCUUGCUCAGAAGAUUUACAACUGGAACACUCUCAACAACAAGGUUUUUAGACGUUUAAACUUUUCCUUAACCAAGGAAGACGUCGAGGCAGUCGCAAAUGCUGAAAACCAAAUGAUAGAAAGAAUACUUAAGCUUUUGAAAUAUAAGAUUGCCAAGUACAGGCCGAUUAAAACAGAGUCAAUGAAGCACGAGCCUAACGGUCAUGUUGUACAGAGCCCGAAAAGGACAGAUUCUCCAGAGAGACAGGAAAGGGAUGGGAUGAAUGAAUCCCAAAAGGAUAUUCAACUCCGAGAGCUCCGGGAGACAAUCGAGGUAACUAAGAUUGUACAGUAA
This is a messenger RNA of Selaginella moellendorffii, 510 nucleotides long. RefSeq names its product sperm flagellar protein 1-like. Gene Ontology annotation, molecular function: microtubule binding. The coding region runs from base 1 to 510 and encodes 169 amino acids. Gene Ontology annotation, cellular component: axoneme. The transcript has 6 exons. Gene Ontology annotation, biological process: regulation of cytoskeleton organization. Lineage: Eukaryota; Viridiplantae; Streptophyta; Lycopodiopsida; Selaginellales; Selaginellaceae. The record is from RefSeq and is a predicted model, not a curated record.